Messenger RNA from Sceloporus undulatus (fence lizard), 2028 nucleotides. Its product is annotated as red-sensitive opsin. The transcript has 6 exons. The record is from RefSeq and is a predicted model, not a curated record. Gene Ontology annotation, biological process: phototransduction; visual perception; G protein-coupled receptor signaling pathway. NCBI's taxonomy places the organism in Eukaryota, Metazoa, Chordata, Lepidosauria, Squamata, Phrynosomatidae. Gene Ontology annotation, cellular component: photoreceptor outer segment; membrane. Gene Ontology annotation, molecular function: G protein-coupled receptor activity. The coding region runs from base 9 to 1094 and encodes 361 amino acids.
CUUCAUAUAUGCUGCUGUACUGCAUAUCGUCUCAGCAUGGCUUAUGUGUCAGGUUUAAAAAAGAAGAAGAGGAAAAAGAAGAUAGUAACUGCCCUCAGGCUUAUGGCCCCUUUGAAGGUCCAAACUAUCACAUUGCUCCACGAUGGGUCUACAACAUCACUUCUCUCUGGAUGAUCUUUGUGGUCGUUGCCUCAGUCUUCACUAAUGGUUUGGUAUUGGUGGCCACUGCCAAAUUCAAGAAGCUACGGCAUCCGCUGAACUGGAUUCUGGUGAAUUUGGCAAUAGCUGACCUGGGUGAGACAGUUAUUGCCAGUACCAUCAGUGUCAUCAACCAGAUCUUUGGCUAUUUCAUCCUUGGCCACCCUAUGUGUGUUGUGGAGGGAUACACUGUGUCUGCUUGUGGUAUCACAGCCCUCUGGUCUUUGGCCAUUAUCUCCUGGGAACGCUGGGUUGUUGUCUGCAAGCCCUUUGGAAAUAUCAAGUUUGAUGCCAAACUGGCCAUGGCUGGCAUUGUCUUCUCCUGGGUGUGGUCUGCCGUCUGGACAGCACCACCCAUCUUUGGCUGGAGUAGGUAUUGGCCUCAUGGGCUGAAAACCUCCUGUGGUCCAGACGUAUUCAGUGGCAGUGAUGACCCUGGUGUUCAGUCUUACAUGAUUGUCCUCAUGAUCACUUGUUGCUUCCUUCCCCUUUCUGUCAUUAUUCUCUGCUACUUACAAGUGUGGAUGGCUAUCCGUGCAGUCGCUGCCCAGCAGAAAGAGUCAGAAUCUACACAGAAGGCUGAGAGGGAAGUGUCGAGGAUGGUAGUGGUCAUGAUCAUUGCCUAUUGCUUCUGCUGGGGACCAUACACAAUCUUUGCCUGUUUUGCUGCUGCCAACCCAGGCUAUGCCUUCCACCCCCUUGCAGCUGCUUUGCCUGCCUUCUUUGCAAAGAGCGCCACCAUCUAUAACCCAAUUAUCUACGUCUUCAUGAACAGACAGUUCCGUAACUGCAUAUUGCAGCUCUUUGGCAAGAAGGUGGACGAUGGUUCUGAAUUAUCCUCCACUUCCCGCACUGAGGUUUCAUCUGUCUCUAACUCCUCUGUAUCACCGGCAUAAGAGCCCCCUGCCUGAAUAGACACCAAGCCAGGAGACUCUGCCUCCCAGAAGAGCCCCCGUAAGAUCUUUCCCUUCCUCCUGGACUGCUGCCGUAUGGAUUCCCUAUGAGCAUAUCAAAUACCGGCCUGCCAUCUCCACAGACCCUCUCCUUUGAACCUAGACCGUAACCUAAGAUGGGAGUGCUGCUAUUUUUCCAGUGCUUUGGGGGAGGGAAAUGUUUCUGCUUUCCUUUCAGAAUUGUUUGGGGAUAGAGGUGAAGGGGAUGAAGAAUUCCCUGUUAAAUAUCCCAUCUUUCUGCAGCUUUCCUGGGAGGUGUUGUUUGGACACUCGUUCCCAAGAUCCUGAAUUAGUCUUCCUGUACAGCCCGCCUCAGUCCUCCCCGCCAAUGGAGCAAAAUAAAAGGGGUUCCCUGUGGAAAGCAUAUAGCUUUUGUAAAGCAAGUCUGUCCGAGGCCCUCUUAGCAGUGAACUUGCCCCAGUAUCCAUAUCUUCCCUAAAUGCUCCCCUUCCUGUGGCAGGAUGGACUGAUGGAUGUGUCCCAAGAGGGAAGAUUACCCACUGUUUGGCCAUGCAGGCCAUAUUCCGAUUCCCUUUUGCUCUGUCUCUCUAUGAAGUUUUCACUGGUGCCAGGGAUUUUGUUGAAGGGGGGCUGGAAGGAGAAAACGUUUGUCCCCCGAGGUGUCUGUGCCUCAGCCAGGUUGGAUGCAUUGAAUCCUAGUGCUGUUGAAUGUGGGAAUGAUUCAGAGAUGGGGUAGAACCUGUGAGACUCAGCACGAGCCACCUUGGUCAUCCAAGGGACUUUGUGCUUCUCCCCAGCAUGGCUGAACCGGAACCAUUCUGUACAUAGUGUUUGAUACUAAAGCCUAUUGUGUCCCUGGGACAUCUAGCUAGAAAUGCAAUGAGGAAAAAUGGAAAAAAAAAACUACAGCAGUGAG